CUUACACAUGUAACUUUCCUAUAUCAACAAAAAUAACAUAAAUACAAUGCCUGCCCGAGUCUUCCACGGCACAAUAAUCCACUCACGCGGGCCAUCAGACCUGCUCAUCCUCGAGAGUUCCGUGCUCGUCGUCAGCGACAAUGGCAAGAUCACCAACGUAAUCCUAGGCAUACCCAAAGAAAGAGUCCCCUCCCUGCUCUCAUCCCUCAACAUCCCCUCCUCCGCAAAAAUACGCUACCUAUCCCCACGCCGGGAAUUUCUCAUCCCCGGCUUCGUCGACACGCACAACCACGCGCCGCAGUGGGCGCAGCGCGGGCUCGGGCAGAGCAUGCACAUCCUUGAGUGGCUCGAGCAGGUGACGUUCCCGAACGAGGCGCGGUUCGCCGACCCGGCGUACGCGCGGCGCAUCUACUCCGACUGCGUCGAGAGUUUCCUGCGCCAGGGCGUCACCACGGCCUCCUACUACGGCUCGAUGCACGCCGAGGCCACCACCAUCCUCGCGGACCUGUGCUGGGAGAAGGGCCAGCGCGCGCUCGUCGGCAAGUGCAACAUGGACCGCAACGCGCCCCCGUACUACCGCGACUCCAGCGUUGAGGCUUCCCUCGCCGACACCGAAGCCUGCAUCGCGCACGUGCGGCGCAUAGACCCGCAGGGCGCACUGGUGCAGCCCGUGCUAACGCCGCGUUUCGCAAUCUCGUGCACGCCCGCCCUGUUGGAGGGUCUGGGACAGAUCGCCGGCGCGAAUCCGCACCUGCCGAUCCAGACGCACUUCAACGAAGCCGAGCAGGAGAUGCGGUUUACGGCGGAGCUGUUCCCGGAGUUCCGCGGCAGCGAGGCGGAUUUGUACGCGCACUACGGCCUGUUGAGCAGCCGCUCCAUCCUCGCGCACUGCUGCCACAUGAGCGAACACGAGAUGCGCCGUGUCCAGGAACUCGGGUGCGGCGUCGCGCACUGCCCGGUCUCAAACAUGACUGUCGGCGGGGGGUUCAUGGCGGCGCCGGUGCGAGACUUCCUGAGCCGCGGGAUUAAGGUCGGCCUAGGCACUGAUAGCGGGGGUGGGUUCUCGAGUAGUAUUCUUGAUGCGAUGAGGCAGGCGCUCGUCGCGUCGAAUGCGCGCGAGGUGAUGAGCGAGGGUCGGGAUAAGGGGCUGGAUAUCGGGGAGCUGUUCUUCCUGGCUACGCUUGGGGGUGCGAGGGUGUGCGGGCUCGAAGAUAAGAUUGGGAAUUUUGAGGUUGGGAAAGAGUUCGAUGCGCUUGUUAUUAAUGCGAAUGCGCCGGGGGGGAUCAUGACCAUGUUGGAAGAUGAAGAUUCCCCCAGGACGAUAUUUGAUAAGUUUAUCAUGACGAGCGAUGAUCGGAAUAUAACCGAGGUGUACGUCCGAGGGCGGUCGGUGAAGCCGUGACGAGAUGCCUGAUACUGGACACUUCACGAGUCAAGCUCACUGCAGCUACGAGGACUAUCGCUCAACUAUGAUAUUUCUUUGACUUCUUUACAUUAUUUGUUCCUGGGUAUCUACGCGCUAAG
Molecule: messenger RNA, 1524 nt
Organism: Hypoxylon fragiforme
Lineage: Eukaryota; Fungi; Ascomycota; Sordariomycetes; Xylariales; Hypoxylaceae
Product: guanine deaminase
Exons: 1
Coding region: 47-1402 (451 amino acids)
Biological process (GO): guanine catabolic process
Cellular component (GO): cytosol
Molecular function (GO): zinc ion binding; guanine deaminase activity
Source: RefSeq, a predicted model, not a curated record